Harmonia axyridis is the source of this 1483-nucleotide messenger RNA. Its product is annotated as U11/U12 small nuclear ribonucleoprotein 48 kDa protein-like. NCBI's taxonomy places the organism in Eukaryota, Metazoa, Arthropoda, Insecta, Coleoptera, Coccinellidae. The record is from RefSeq and is a predicted model, not a curated record. The transcript is spliced from 5 exons. The coding region runs from base 124 to 1434 and encodes 436 amino acids.
UUGACUAGAAUAAAAAAAAAUAGAAAGAGUUGACAACAUCGCGGAUAAAAUUGUGGUAUGCACAAUUGUAUGUAUGUAUACUUCAGUAUUAAUGUACCCCGCUUUUCUAAAUAGAUAUUCGUUAUGGCAGUAGAUUUCAAUAUUGAAAUCAGAAAAAAACAAUUAGAAAGUUUAGAUCACUUUGUUACUUGCUCUAGGGAGAAAGUACAAUCAAUUAUGAAAUGUUUGGGUUGGUCAGUUGACAAAAUUCAAGAAGAGCAGAGACUUUUCGUCACUUGUCCAUAUAAUGACAAUCAUAAAGUACCUGCAGAGAAAACUGAUGAUCAUAUAAAUAAAUGUAAAAUCAAGAGUGCAGGCUAUAAUUUACAAGAGGAAUUUCUUUCUGAACCAAUAAAAUCAGAAGGAGGAACUAUAGAAAUCGGAAAAGAUAAGAAAAUAGAUAUACUGUGCCAAGCUGUUUCACAAAAACCCUUCUUCCAGACAGCAUGGAAUGGAAAAGAUCCAGACCCUCAGACCUACAGCCGUUUAAUUUCAACAUUUUCUUGUGAUGAACGUUUGGUACUAUAUGAUCAUUGUGUAGCCAACACUAAAGGCCCAUUAGAGCUUCCAGAAUUUGAUACUUCUAUUGAGAGGGAUGAGAAGAGAGAUUCUGAAUUUACCAAAGAAGCUUUGAAAUCUUUUGAACGGGAUAUGAAAAGAAGGAGUGUGAAAUAUAAACCAAUUCACACUAAUCACAAAAAUUACAAAGAAGUAUUACGAGAAUUGAUAGAUUCUCAAAUGCAGCAAUAUAGUGAUUGGCUAGAGCAUGUUAAUGGUUCUAAGGGGCCUCACACUCCUGAGGAUUUCUAUACUCAAAAAUCUAUUGAAGAAGAUGAAGCACCAGAGAUUCAGGAUAACAGUCAAGAACACAUUGAUAGACCCCAUUCUUCUAUCAGUAAAAUCAGCAAUAAUUCUUCUGGAUCACAUAGUACAAAAGGUAAUAGACAUACCAGAACAUCCCAUUCUGAUUUUCAAUUGAGUAAUGGAAGCAAAAACCAUUAUAAUAAAGACAGCCACUCAAAUUAUUUCUGUCAAAGUUUUAAAAGUAAAAAUAAAUAUAUGCAUCAUGACGAAGAUUCUCAAGAAUCUAAUAGUAUUAGUAAAGUUUCUUCAAUUGACAUGGAUAGCUCUUGUGAAAAUAAUGAGAGUACCUCAAGAAAUCAUUCAAGAGAUUCAUCCAUCCAAAGGUCUUACAAGCAUAAAGAUAAGGGUACUAGGUAUGAGGAUAGGAGACAUAAAUCUAGAAGUAAUAAUGGAGAUCGUAGAAAAAGAGAUCAUAGUAGUGGUAGCAGUAGACACAGUUCAAGAAGCCAUAAAUCUAAAGAAGAUAGAUAUCACAAGCAUCAUUCUAGAGAAAAAUAUAGAAGACAUAAGAGUUAUUACGAAGACACUUAGUGUUCAUUGUUUUGUCUUGUUAAAUAGUUAUUAAAUGUAAUAUUUCUUA